CCGGAAGCUGAAUGUGCCGCCAUUAUUAUUUUAGAACGUGGGUAAAUCGUAAAUAAAACAAGGAAAAGUAGUAAAUAAAUCCACAACCAUGGCUGACGCAGCGGCACGUUCACUGCAGUACGAAUACAAAGUUAAUUCCAAUCUUGUAUUGCAAGUAGAUAGAACUUUGAUUGAUAGAAGAGCUCGAGAUGAAGCUACAGGAGAGGUUAUGUCCCUUACAGGGAAACUUCUUGGCACCAAGAUGGGAGACAAAGCACAGAAAACAAAGCCCCCUCAAAUGGAAGAAAGAAAAAUAAAGAGACGUAAAAGAGAUGAAGCACAAAGAGAUAUGAUUAAAAUGAAAGGAACAACAUUACUAUCAGAAGGUCUUGACAACAUGGUGGGUAUUGUCUACAGACCUAAAACUCAAGAAACAAGACAAACAUAUGAAGUACUUCUAAGUUUUAUACAGGCAGCUAUUGGUGAUCAGCCCAGAGAUGUUCUUUGUGGAGCUGCAGAUGAAGUUCUUUCUGUACUGAAAAAUGACAGGAUGAGAGAGAAAGAAAAAAUGCGAGAAUUUGAGAAUUUAUUAGGAUCCAUUCCUGAAGAAAGAUUUGCUUUAUUAACUAAUCUUGGCAAGAAAAUAACAGAUUAUGGCCAAGAAGAAAAAAUGGCAACAUCUGAGAACAUAGAUGAAACAUAUGGUGUUAAUGUACAGUUUGAAGAAUCCGAAGAUGAGGAUGAUGCUGAUAUGUUUGGUGAAGUACAAGAAGAUGAAGAAGCUGAUGAAGGAGAAGAAGCAAAUAUAGAUGUUUCAUUACAUUCUAAUUUAAAUGAGGAGGCACAAAAAGCUGAUGGUGGUUUACAUCCAAGAGAUGUUGAUGCUUUCUGGAUUCAAAGAAAACUAAGUAAAGCUUAUCCUGAUGAUCCAAAUAUGGCUCAAACUAAAUCUAAAGAAGUUCUUGAUAUAUUAAAUAAUGCUGGUGAUGAUAGAGAAUGUGAAAAUCAGUUAGUUAUGUUACUGGGUGUUACACAGUUUGAAUUUAUUAAAAUACUUCGUAUGAACAGACAAAUGAUUCUGUAUUGUACUCUCUUGGCAUCUGCCCAGACUAAAUCAGAAAGAAAUAAGAUAGAAGAAAAGAUGAUGAGUGAUGCUGAGCUUCGACUCAUUCUAGCAACAUUACAAGAGACAGAGAGGGAUGAUAUUGUAAGUGAAGAAAGAGCUAGACGCCAACAAGCGAGACAGACUAGAGUAGCAGCUGAUAUUGAAGCUAUGGAUGUUGAUGACAAACCUGAGUUGGGACCAGUUCAGAAUUUAGAUCUUGAUGACCUGACAUUUGCACAAGGUUCACAUUUAAUGGCUAACAAAAGAUGUCAACUCCCUGAUGGUUCUUUUAGAAAACAGAGAAAAGGCUAUGAAGAAGUUCAUGUUCCAGCUCUGAAACCAAAACCAUUUGAUACCGAUGAGUCUUUAGUUCCAAUAGACAGAUUACCAAAAUAUGCACAACCUGCUUUUGAAGGAUUUAAAAGUUUAAAUAGAAUCCAGAGUCGUCUGUGUAAAGUUACCAUGGAAACUGAUCAGAAUUUAUUAUUGUGUGCACCUACUGGUGCUGGUAAAACUAACGUAGCGUUAUUAUGUAUAUUAAAAGAGAUAGGUAAACAUGUUAAUACUGAUGGUACUAUUAAUACUGAUGACUUUAAAAUUGUUUAUGUGGCACCUAUGAGAUCACUGGUACAGGAAAUGGUGGGAAAUUUUACAGAGAGAUUAAAGUCCUAUGGUAUUAAAGUAGAUGAAUUAACAGGUGAUCAUCAGUUAUCAAGAGAACAGAUUAGUGCUACACAGAUUAUUGUUUGUACACCUGAGAAAUGGGAUAUUAUAACUCGUAAAGGUGGAGAGAGAACAUAUACACAGCUUGUUAGACUGAUGAUAUUUGAUGAAAUUCAUUUAUUACAUGAUGAUCGUGGACCAGUGUUAGAAGCUCUAGUUGCCAGAACUAUUCGAAACAUAGAAACAACACAAGAAGAUGUACGAUUGGUUGGUCUCAGUGCUACUUUACCCAAUUAUGAAGAUGUAGCCACUUUCCUGAGAGUAGAUCCCAAGGAAGGUUUAUUUUUCUUUGACAAUAGUUUCCGUCCAGUACCUCUAGAACAACAGUUUAUUGGUAUAACAGAGAAAAAGGCUGUCAAACGAUUUCAACUUAUGAAUGAUAUCGUUUAUGAGAAAGUUCUGGAACACGCUGGAAAAAAUCAGGUGUUGAUAUUUGUACACUCACGUAAGGAAACAGGUAAAACAGCUAGAGCUGUAAGAGAUAUGUGUUUAGAGAAAGAUUCACUUGGUCUCUUUCUUAAAGAAGGUUCAGCAUCAACUGAGAUUUUAAGAAGAGAAGCAGAGUUGGUCAAUAAUCAUGAAUUAAAAGAUCUGCUUUCCUAUGGUUUUGCUAUACAUCAUGCUGGAAUGACAAGAGUUGACAGAACAUUGGUGGAAGAUUUGUUUGCUGAUCGUCAUAUACAAGUACUGGUAUCAACAUCUACACUAGCCUGGGGUGUUAAUCUUCCUGCUCAUACUGUUAUUAUAAAAGGUACACAGAUAUAUAAUCCCGAGAAAGGAAGAUGGGUGGAAUUAGGAGCUCUUGAUGUCAUGCAGAUGUUAGGUCGUGCUGGUCGACCACAGUAUGAUACUAAAGGUGAAGGUAUAAUGAUAACCAAUCACAGUGAAUUGCAGUAUUAUUUAUCACUCAUGAAUCAACAGUUACCAGUAGAAAGUCAGUUUAUUAGUAAACUAGCUGAUAAUUUAAAUGCUGAAAUAGUUCUAGGUACAGUACAAACAGUUAAAGAAGCAGUUGAUUGGUUAGGGUAUACCUACCUAUAUAUAAGAAUGUUACGUAACCCUACAUUAUAUGGUAUUAGUCAUGAUCAGUUAAAAGAUGAUCCAUUAUUACAACAGAGACGUAAAGAUUUAAUACAUACAGCAGCUUCUUUAUUACAUAAACAUAAUCUGUGUAGAUAUGAUAAAAAAUCUGGUAACUUACAGGUAACGGAAUUGGGGCGUAUAGCUAGUCAGUAUUAUUGUACUCAUGAUACUAUAGCAACUUACAAUCAGCUGUUGAAACCUACACUCAGUGAAAUUGAACUGUUCCGUGUCUUCUCACUCUCAUCCGAAUUCAGAAAUCUAACAGUUAGAGAGGUAUGUGGCAGUCCAUGA
Patella vulgata (common limpet) is the source of this 3181-nucleotide messenger RNA. RefSeq names its product U5 small nuclear ribonucleoprotein 200 kDa helicase. The coding region runs from base 89 to 3181 and encodes 1030 amino acids. Gene Ontology annotation, cellular component: nucleus. NCBI's taxonomy places the organism in Eukaryota, Metazoa, Mollusca, Gastropoda, Patellidae. Gene Ontology annotation, molecular function: ATP binding; nucleic acid binding. The record is from RefSeq and is a predicted model, not a curated record. The transcript has 24 exons.